CCCACAGCAUUGUGGGAAGGUUGACGAUGCCCGUCCAUAUGAAUCGGUUUUACGCAAGAGUUUAGAUAACAUAUUUUCGCUCAAGUGUCGGCCUUAGCCUCAUAUUGCAGCUUCACGAUGAUGCGCUUCCUGCUGCUGUUCAGCCGGCAGGGGAAGCUGCGACUGCAGAAGUGGUUCACUCCGGUGACGGAGAGAGAGAAAAAGAAGGUGAUCAGGGAAAUGACUCUGAUGGUGUUGGCUCGCCCUCCCCGCUCCUGUAACUUCCUCCACUGGAGGGACCUCAAGAUUGUUUACAAGAGGUAUGCCAGCCUCUACUUCUGCUGUGGUCUGGAGGACCAGGACAAUGAACUGUUGACCCUGGAGGUGCUGCAUCGAUAUGUCGAGCUGCUGGACAAAUACUUUGGCAAUGUGUGUGAGCUGGACAUCAUCUUUAACUUUGAGAAGGCCUACUUCAUCCUGGAUGAGUUCCUGAUGGGAGGAGAGAUCCUGGAGACCUCUAAGACAGCUGUGGGCACUGCUAUAGAGGAGGCAGAGACACUACAGGAGACAAUGGAGGAGUAUAUGAGUAAGCCGACCUACUGAACCUAUAACAGGGACGUGAGUCGAAUCUUGAGACUGAAGAAUCCUUUCCUCAAUCGCCAUAAGUGCCAAAACAUUUAAACGAUUAAACUGUAGUACACUCUUCCAUUCAGACAGCAUACAUAGUCUGUUGUUUUAUAUAAGCACCUUCUAAAAGAUGCAUUAGGAGUUUUUAUAAUUUAGGAGUUUGUUUUAAAACAGUUUUACUUUUUUAACUUUGAGAUCUUUUCAAAUGUGUUUUUAGUUUAAAUUAUUUGCUAAUUACAUUAUAUUUGAUAGGAUCAUACGUUUUAAAAUAAUUGUAGCCUACUUUGCCUUAUGUGAUUUUCAAGCAAAUCAAUGUUAUUUUAGAAUAUUGCUGCUGCAUUUUCAAAUGUUUUAAUUCAGUUGUGAGUUGAUCCAAAGGAUUGUAACCACAACUUCUUACCAUUUUGAAAGUCACAUUUAUUAUUGUAAUUCUAUGUUGGCUAACGUAGCCAUUGCCUACACAAGCAUAGUGCCUUAGUGUAAUAUUUCUCAGUAGUCAAGCUAUAGCCAGAGGGUUCUAAGACUGAAGCUAAAGGUGGAUGUUUUGGAAAGUGGUGCCUACUCACAGUACCGUUAAAGUCUGAAUAAAUAGUUUUUUAAAUGUUA
Messenger RNA from Coregonus clupeaformis (lake whitefish), 1212 nucleotides. RefSeq names its product AP-1 complex subunit sigma-3. Gene Ontology annotation, cellular component: AP-1 adaptor complex; membrane coat; intracellular membrane-bounded organelle. The record is from RefSeq and is a predicted model, not a curated record. Gene Ontology annotation, biological process: intracellular protein transport; vesicle-mediated transport. The transcript is spliced from 5 exons. Gene Ontology annotation, molecular function: clathrin-cargo adaptor activity. Bases 118 to 582 code for a protein of 154 amino acids. NCBI's taxonomy places the organism in Eukaryota, Metazoa, Chordata, Actinopteri, Salmoniformes, Salmonidae.